Molecule: messenger RNA, 724 nt
Organism: Homalodisca vitripennis (glassy-winged sharpshooter)
Lineage: Eukaryota; Metazoa; Arthropoda; Insecta; Hemiptera; Cicadellidae
Product: U1 small nuclear ribonucleoprotein C-like
Exons: 1
Coding region: 141-524 (127 amino acids)
Source: RefSeq, a predicted model, not a curated record
UGGAGACACUACCAGAGGAGUUGGCUCCUGCCCCUCCCACUCCUGCUCCUGCCCCCGAUGUGGCCCCAACAACCCCUGCCCCUCCUCAUGUAAGUCCCCUGUCAGUCCCUCCCUUACCCGACAAUGGUCCUUUGUCUGUCAUGACGAACGGACCUAUGUCAGUUGGCCCUUCUGGACUGAUGAGCCCAGCAUGCCCCAUGUCUAUUGGACCGAUGUCAGUAGGACCAUCCGGUCCAAUGUCGGUAGGACCCUCUGGUCCCAUGUCUGUAGGACCAUCUGGUCCUAUGUCGGUAGGACCAUCCGGUCCCAUGUCGGUAGGACCGUCUGGUCCCAUGUCGGUGGGGCCAUCUGGUCCUAUGUCGGUGGGACCGAUGUCCGUUGGACCAGUAGAACCUCCUAUGUCUGUGGCUCCAGCCACUCCUGCACCUCAAAACACACCCUUCCCCCUUGAUAACAGUAUUCCACAUCUGGCAGAACAGGUGAGUGAUGGCGUACACCUCGCAUGUCUAGUUGUGGUUCACUAACACUCAGAGUAACUUAAUUUGUAUUGAUGGUGAUGGAAGACAUCUUAACUAUAUCGUUUAAUAUAAAGGCAAUCAGCAAUGUCUGCAUGGAGUCUCUCAGACAGAGCACUGUACUUGGAGAGCAGUGUGGUCAUAUUGUGAUCAAGGUUAUAAUAAUUACAAUUCUGAUAAAGAACUUAAAUCCUGUAGCGUUUCUUUUU